This is a messenger RNA of Eleginops maclovinus (Patagonian blennie), 2910 nucleotides long. RefSeq names its product TNF superfamily member 10 (gene tnfsf10). The transcript is spliced from 6 exons. NCBI's taxonomy places the organism in Eukaryota, Metazoa, Chordata, Actinopteri, Perciformes, Eleginopidae. Bases 123 to 968 code for a protein of 281 amino acids. Gene Ontology annotation, molecular function: tumor necrosis factor receptor binding. Gene Ontology annotation, biological process: immune response. Gene Ontology annotation, cellular component: membrane. The record is from RefSeq and is a predicted model, not a curated record.
CCUCCUGGGGACGGGGAGGGUAGCAGUUAAGAAGUCAACUCUCUGCCAUUGUUCUUGUUCUGGAGGUCUGAACGCGGCACGGAGACGGCGCUGGUUGGGGAACCGGACUGCGGUCUGUCGUUAUGACGGGCUCCGGUCCGAAGCUCGGGGUGCUUCUGCUGCUGGCGGUCCUGCUGCAGACUGUGGUCGUCACCAUCACCGUGCUGCACUUCACCACGGCCCUCAACUCGAUGAAGGAGACGUUUGCCAGGAGCAGCGUUUCCUGCCUAAUGGGUGCUGACCUGCAGAGCAUUACGGUGGUCCGGGGGGAUCCAUGCUGGCAGGUCACUCAGCAGCUCCACCUGCUCAUCGAGAAGUCUCUGUCUCAGCGUUAUCAGAAGCAGAUCUCGUCGGCAGUCAGAGAUGAAGUUUCUCGGGUGCUGCCCUCGCUUGUGAUAGUAGACCAAGAUUCACCUCGGCCAAAAGUGGCAGCACAUGUCACCGGAAGCUUUGUGCCCAAACUGGAACGAGAGGGAGGAGUCUCGGCUGGGCGUCGGGUUCAGGGCCAGAAGAUCUCCUGGUGGGAGGGGAAGAAGGGGCUGGCCUUCCUCCAGGACGUCCAGCUGGUGGACGGGGAGCUGGUGGUGCCGCAGCCCGGCCUCUACUACGUCUACGCCCAGACGUACUUCAGACACACCCACUCCCUGGAGGAGGAGGGCGAGGACGGAGAGGAGGCGGAGGACAGAGGGAGACCCCUGCUGCAGUACGUCUAUAAAAAGAUGGGCUCUUACCCAGUUCCCAUCCUGCUGAUGAAGACGAGCCGAACCUCCUGCUGGUCCCGGGGCUCACAGUUUUCUCUGCACUCCGCCCACCAGGGAGGGCUGUUCCCGCUCAGCACCGGUGAUCGCCUGUUUGUCACAGUGACCAACGCCUCCGCGGUGGACAUGGACGAGAAGAGCAGCUUCUUCGGGGCGUUUCUCAUCAGCUAGACGAUCAGAUCCAGGACUCUACGUUGAGCGAUCUCGGUCUUGAAGCUUCACUCUGGAAAAACCUGGUGCAGCCUCGAGACUCCUCCUUAAAAGGAACACAACUGAAAAACUGCAGCAAGUAGCAAGGAGAGAAGUCCUUUCAUCAGGAUCACAAAUCAACAGAUAUUAGACAACACUGGUUUCACAUGCGAUGUGAGUGUGUAAGAGCUAAUCCAUCAACACAUAUUUGUUUUUGAGUGUAUUGGAGUUGAUGUGGCUAGGACUCAACAGAGAUUUGAGUUUCUGUUUUUCAGACAUUUCUUUAAGGCAGACUUCAACUAUUUUAAAAUGUAAUUGCUCAACUGAGCUCCAUUUGUCUAACUGGUGUUGGAUAGCUCAGGUGAAACCUUAAACAGAAUGUUUUUUAAGUAUAAAGAACAUCAUUUAUGCUGGUUAGCUACCGUAAGUGAUUCUGAGCUGAGCUUUCCUUACAGUGUGAAGUAACAAGUAAUACUCUACCAUAACUAGACAGUAUUAUCCAAUUUAAAACAAUCAAGUCGGCUUCAAUUCAACUAAAAAAAUGACAAACUCGCCUUUAACGGCUCACAGAUUUUCCACAAGGGGGAGCAGUUUGUUCAGUUCAGAAAGGAAGAGUCCCUGAGCUAAAGAAUUGUUUGUAUGAAUCUUCAAUCAGCUGAAUAUCAGUGAUGAUCUGAGCUCUUGGAUAUGUUUGUAAAAAGAUGUAAAUAUUGUGAAAUAUUUUCUGGUUUUUAUUUUUCUAAUAAGCCUGCAAAAUCUGGGUCUUGAGGUCUCAAUGAUCUCUUUUUUCCUUCCUAAUUUCCCCUCCGCAAGAUGUCAAACAGAAGGCUUAAGCAUUAACUUCUGACAGCUUACGGACCAUGAGCUCCUGCCAACACUAAAGGCCUUUUCAACGGUUCAUAACAGCCACAUUGAAAGAUUAAAGGAAGAAAAUUCAAGUUUUUAAAAAAGUGUUAGCAUUUUUAAACGGUGCUCGUUAUAAAUCAGGCUUUGUGUUUUUGUUGGCAGCAGCACCACCGUCUCUGUGCUGUUGGCUCGUUCAUCCUAACCAUACUCCAAAUGGUGCAUUUUAUGCUCCCUAAGUGGUCGGUUUUCUUCUUCAUGUCAUGUCAGAUUAGCUGCAGACUUGGAAAACAGUCACACAUCCAAACAGCAGGAACGUGGGAUUUAUUCUUUUUGUGAUUAAUUAAACUGCUCGUAAUAAAUCCUGCAGUAAAUCCACUGAUGCUAAAAGACACGUAGCCAAAAUGAUCAGCUUAUUUGACUGAAGGAGAAGCGGACGAAUCAGUGAAUAUAACCGGGUUAGCAGGAAAAAUUCAUUUGAAACAAACAUUCUUAAUUUAAGGGGGAAUUACUAGAUUACUUUGGGAGUUAAUCAUGUCAAGAAGUCAAGAAUGAUCAGUUACACUCACUGGUUCCUCUAAGGCUAUUUGAGAAAAGCAGAAAAGGAUGUCCACAAUGAUGAGUGACAAUUAAGUUCUUCUUUUACAAUGACAUGAAUGCAGCAUUCACUGUAGCAAUUAAGUCUCACAAGACCUUUUUGAUUACUUGUUUUAGCAACAAAUGUACAGACUUUUUCCAAGUUGUUUCAACAACAAUAGUGAGAAAUGUUAACUCCAGGAUUAAAAACAAUGUCUAAUGGUGGUUUGAAGUUGAUAAGGAAAGGGCCUUAUUGUGAUAUGGAUGUUAGCAGCACUGUUGGCCCUUGAUGUGUGAUUUAAAUACCUUGGGGUUUGUUCGCCAUCCAUUGGAUAACCUGGACACAUCAGUCAAGUUUUUUUUGUUGCUGGGAACACCUGAAAAAAGGCAUCAAAAAGAACAACUGUACACUCAUGAGGUUGUAAACAAUCAAAAACUCAAUGUGAAUGUAAAUAAGCAUGUGGUUUUGUCUGUCAAUGUGUGAAAUAAAGACACUGUAAACGAG